Messenger RNA from Spodoptera littoralis (African cotton leafworm), 614 nucleotides. NCBI's taxonomy places the organism in Eukaryota, Metazoa, Arthropoda, Insecta, Lepidoptera, Noctuidae. The record is from the annotation of a GenBank genome assembly.
GAAACGGAACGCAUUUGUUUGUUGACGUUUCACGUCUCGUCUGGAGUUUACUAGAAAUUGUGGUAUUUUCAUUAGUGGUUUGUUAUUUUAUUCGCAUUUCGUGACAAUAAUGUCUAACUAUCCAGAUUUAGUGAAUAAGUUCGGCAAGGAGACGGCCCGGGCUGCUUGUAAAAAGUGUGGUUAUGCUGGGCAUCUUACGUUUCAAUGCAGAAACUUUAUAAAGGUGGAUCCCAAUAAAGAAAUAGUGCUUGAUGUGAGCAGCACAAGCAGUGACUCUGAGGAGGAGUACGCUACACCACUACAACGGCUCCGAGAAGCAGAACUAAGGCAGAAGUUACAAGAGAAGCUACAGAAAGCCAAGGAGAAGAAGAAGAGUAAAAGUAAAAAGAGAAAGAGAUCUCGGUCAUCAAGCACCUCGUCCACAACUAGUACCUCUUCAUCAUCAUCAACAUCCAGCAGUGAUUCAGACAGUAAGAGCAGGAAGAGGAAACAUAAGAAGAAAUCAAAGAAGUCCCACUCAAAGAAGUCUCAUAGCGAAAAGAAAAAGAGUCGGAAAUGACGUUUGCCAUUCUCUUUUCGAUUGUAGUUAAGAUGCCAUAGUUAGCCAUUAUUUA